AACAAGCUCCAGCUGAGCACAGACCAAAAAAAAUCCUUCUCUAAUAUAUAUAUAUUUUUGGAAAUUAAAUUAACUAAACACAGAAUGUCGUCGUGGGUCGGCAUGAAACACCACUCGAAGUUCCGCCAGCUGCAGGCGCAGACGCUCAGCCGCGAGAGCUGCUACGAGAAUCUGCGCUUCAGCAGGGACUCGACCAGCUGUGCGGUGAACCCCAAGUUUGUGGCCAUCAUCGUGGAGUCGGUGGGCGGCGGCGCCUUUAUAGUGAUACCGCGCUGCAACGUGGGACCCAUACCGAUGGACUAUCCGACGGUGAACGGCCACCGGGGCUGGGUGCUGGACAUUGCCUGGAGUCCGCAUAAUGAUCAUGUGAUUGCAUCCGGCUCGAACGAUGGCGUCGCCCGGGUCUGGGCCAUACCCGUGGGCGGACUGACGGCUCCGCUGUCGACGGCCAUUGUGGAUCUGGCAUUCCACAAGGGUCGCGUCGGUCUGGUGCUGUGGCACCCGUCGGCCCUCAAUGUGCUGGUCACGGCCGGUUCGGACAAUCAGCUGGCCAUCUGGAAUGUGGGCACUGGGCAGCUGCUCAGCCACCUGGAUGCGCACCCAGACAUCGUCUACAGCGCCUGCUUCAACUGGAACGGUUCGAUGCUGGCCACAACCUGCCGGGACACGCGGCUGCGUGUCUUUGAGCCGCGCACCGGCGAGCUGCUGGGCUCGGCCGUCUGCCACGAGGGUGGCCGGCCGACACGCGUGAUCUUCCUGCGGCAGGGGCUGCUCUUUACCACCGGCUACAGUCGCACCAUGGAGCGGCAGUACUCGCUGCGUUCGCUCGAACAGCUGCACCAGCCGCUGGCCAUGGUCAACCUGGAUGCGCAAAUCGGCCUGCUGUUUCCCAUCUACGAUCCCGACACAAAUCUCAUCUAUCUGUGCGGCCGGGGGGACCAUCAGAUACCUCAGGUGACGGACAAGGCACCCUUCGUGCACUUCAUAAACUCGUUUGUGUCGAAGGAGCCGCUGCGGGGCGCUUGCCUGAUGCCCAAGCGUGGCUGCAACAUCCACAACUGGGAGAUGGCGAAGAUCUAUCGCCUGAACAACAAAGGUGUCUGCGAGAUCAUUUCGCUGACGAUGCCGCGCCAGACGGACCUCUGCCCCGACGAUCUGCCCGACGAUUUGAUCCCGGAUACGCAGGCCUGCAUUGCCGCCAUCACGGCUGUGGCUUGGAUGAGCGGACAGAAUGCUGACCCCAAAAUGUACUCGUUUAAGGCCAUCUACGGCAUCUGGAAGCGCUCGCUAAUGGGUGACCACAAGGCGAACAUUCUGAACGAACAGCAGACCAUCUGCACCGUCUGCGGGCCGGACCAACAGCAGGAUGCCGGCCAGGACAAGCCACCCGCCGCCGAUGAGACGCUCACAGACAAGCUGUUACUGGCCCUGCAGCAGAUGAUGCAGCUGAACAAGAAGUUGGUGUACAGCCUGGGCCGACAAAGUGUGGUCGCCAGCAUGCAGGAGAUCUGCAUUCGCUCCCUGCAGGAUCGCGUUGAUGCCAUCGAGGCGCUCUUGUGCCCAGGCACCACAUUCGACCACGACGCGAAGCAACAUGCCCAGGCGGACACCGAGCAGCAGCUGGCCGCAGCACUGCCCCUCUCUUCGAACAGUCAGGGCUUUGUUACCCUCUUGAUGGACUCCUUGAUCGCUUCGCUAGGCGGCAGCCAAAAUGCCGCCCCUGACAGCAGCAGCAGCAGCGAGGAGGCGGCUGCCAAUGAUUCAGGUGCAGCCCCGACCCAAUGACUGCUGUGCCGAAGAUGGGCCAGUCGUUAAUGUGUUCUGUAGUUGCAUACAUUUUAUACGAAUAUUCCCGCUGGCUUUCCAGCGGAAGUAGCGAGUAGCCCGCGAUAUUAAAUGGGUGGGAA
This is a messenger RNA of Drosophila obscura, 1907 nucleotides long. Its product is annotated as coronin-1C-A-like. Lineage: Eukaryota; Metazoa; Arthropoda; Insecta; Diptera; Drosophilidae. Gene Ontology annotation, biological process: actin filament organization. The record is from RefSeq and is a predicted model, not a curated record. Gene Ontology annotation, molecular function: actin filament binding.